This is a messenger RNA of Urocitellus parryii (Arctic ground squirrel), 6374 nucleotides long. It is a transcript of the gene Kirrel1, whose product is annotated as kirre like nephrin family adhesion molecule 1. Gene Ontology annotation, cellular component: cell-cell junction; plasma membrane. The record is from RefSeq and is a predicted model, not a curated record. Gene Ontology annotation, biological process: cell-cell adhesion. NCBI's taxonomy places the organism in Eukaryota, Metazoa, Chordata, Mammalia, Rodentia, Sciuridae. Gene Ontology annotation, molecular function: cell adhesion molecule binding.
GUCGGGGGGGAGAGUAGACGUCAGGCGGAGGGAGGGAGGGAGGGAGGGAGACGGGGAGACGGGGAAGGAAGGGAAGGGGAGAGGAAGGGCGAGCGGCGCCGAGAUCGAAAGAGACCCGGGCGCGAGCUGGGGAGCGGGGAGAAUUGAGGCGGGGGGCGGGCCCAGAAGAAGGACCGGGAGGAGAGAGAAAGAGGCGCGGAGGAAGGGAAGUGAGUUUGUGCGCGUGAGUGUGCGCGUGUGUGCCGGCGGGCGGGCGGGGGGCGGGCUCCGGGCUCCCUCCUCCCAGCCCGCUCCUCCGCUCGCUCGCUCGCUCGCUCGCCAACUCGGGCCCCAGCCGCGGGCGGGCGCACGGCGGGCGGGCAGCAUGCUGAGCCUCCUCGUCUGGAUCCUCACUCUCUCCGACACUUUCUCCCAAGGGACCCAGACCCGCUUCAGCCAGGAGCCAGCUGACCAGACUGUGGUCGCCGGACAGCGGGYGGUGCUCCCCUGUGUGCUCCUCAACUACUCUGGGAUUGUGCAAUGGACCAAGGACGGGCUGGCCCUGGGUAUGGGCCAGGGUCUCAAAGCUUGGCCACGGUACCGGGUUGUGGGCUCUGCGGACGCCGGUCAGUACAACCUGGAGAUCACGGACGCCGAACUCUCUGACGACGCUUCCUACGAGUGCCAGGCCACGGAGGCCGCCCUGCGCUCCCGGAGGGCCAAGCUCACCGUGCUCAUCCCCCCAGAGGACACCAGAAUUGAUGGAGGCCCUGUGAUUCUGCUGCAGGCGGGCACCCCCCACAACCUCACGUGCCGAGCCUUCAACGCCAAGCCUGCAGCCACCAUCAUCUGGUUCCGGGACGGGACGCAGCAGGAGGGCGCUGUGGCCAGCACGGAACUGCUGAAGGAUGGGAAGAGGGAGACCACCAUCAGCCAGCUGCUCAUUAACCCCACAGACCUGGACAUCGGGCGCGUCUUCACCUGCCGCAGCAUGAACGAGGCCAUCCCCAGCGGCAAGGAGACUUCCAUUGAGCUGGAUGUGCAUCACCCUCCUACCGUGACCCUGUCCAUUGAGCCGCAGACGGUGCAGGAAGGCGAGCGUGUUGUCUUCACGUGCCAGGCCACAGCCAACCCCGAGAUCCUGGGCUAUAGGUGGGCCAAGGGGGGCUUCCUGAUUGAAGAUGCCCAGGAGAGCCGCUACGAGACCAACGUCGACUACUCCUUCUUCACGGAGCCCGUGUCUUGUGAGGUCCACAACAAAGUGGGCAGUACCAACGUCAGCACUUUAGUAAACGUCCACUUUGCCCCCCGGAUUGUAGUUGACCCCAAGCCCACGACUACAGACAUUGGCUCUGAUGUGACGCUCACCUGUGUCUGGGUGGGGAAUCCCCCGCUCACCCUCACCUGGACCAAGAAGGACUCAAACAUGGUUCUGAGUAACAGCAACCAACUGCUUCUGAAGUCGGUGACCCAGGCCGAUGCCGGCACCUACACCUGCCGGGCCAUCGUGCCUCGGAUCGGGGUGGCUGAGCGGGAGGUGCCACUUUACGUGAAUGGGCCCCCCAUCAUCUCCAGCGAGGCGGUGCAGUACGCUGUGAGAGGCGACGGUGGCAAAGUGGAAUGCUUCAUAGGGAGCACUCCACCCCCGGACCGCAUCGCUUGGGCAUGGAAGGAGAACUUCCUAGAGGUGGGGACCCUGGAACGAUACACGGUGGAGAGGACCAACUCGGGCAGCGGGGUGUUGUCCACACUCACCAUCAACAAUGUCAUGGAGGCCGACUUCCAGACCCACUACAACUGCACGGCCUGGAACAGCUUUGGGCCCGGCACAGCCAUCAUCCAGCUGGAAGAGCGAGAGGUGUUACCUGUGGGCAUCAUCGCGGGGGCCACCAUCGGCGCAGGCAUCCUGGUCAUCUUCUUCUUCAUUGCCUUGGUAUUUUUCCUCUAUCGACGCCGCAAAGGCAGUCGUAAAGAUGUGACCCUGAGGAAGCUGGACAUCAAGGUGGAAACYGUGAACCGAGAGCCACUCACCAUGCAUUCUGACCGGGAAGACGAUACUGCCAGCGUCUCCACGGCCACCCGGGUCAUGAAGGCCAUCUACUCGUCCUUUAAGGAUGAUGUGGAUCUGAAGCAGGACCUGCGCUGUGACACCAUCGACACGCGGGAGGAGUAUGAGAUGAAGGACCCCACCAAUGGCUACUACAAUGUGCGCGCCCACGAAGACCGUCCGUCCUCCAGGGCAGUGCUCUAUGCUGAYUACCGCGCCCCUGGCCCUGCCCGUUUUGAUGGUCGCCCCUCAUCCCGUCUUUCCCACUCCAGCGGCUAUGCCCAGCUCAAUACCUACAGCCGGGCCCCCGCCUCUGACUAUGGCCCGGAGCCCACAGCCGCUGGCCCUGCUGCCCCUGCGGGCACCGACACCACCAGCCAGCUGUCCUACGAGAACUACGAGAAGUUCAACUCCCACCCCUUCCCCGGGGCAGCUGGGUACCCCACCUACCGACUGGGCUACCCGCAGGGCCCACCCUCCAGCCUGGAGCGGACCCCGUACGAGGCGUAUGACCCCAUCGGCAAGUACGCCACGGCCACUCGGUUCUCCUACACCUCUCAGCACUCGGACUACGGCCAGCGGUUCCAGCAGCGCAUGCAGACUCACGUGUAGGGGCCAGACCUGGCGGGGGCAUCUCUGCGGGGCAGAGGAGAAGGCUUCUCACAGCUGUUCCCUGAUAUUCAGGGGCGUUGCUAAUUGCUCCCUUCUUGGACCAGCCUUCCUCCUCCCACCAAGGCAGGUGGGGAGCAGGUCUCCCAGAAACACCCCGUCCCGAGGAUGGUGCUCUGCGCAUGCCCCAGCCUCCUGGGCCUGCCCUUCCCUCUUCUUCGGGAGGUUGUGUCUCUUGCGACCUGUGCCCUUGCUGACCCCAGCACGGGGACAGGGAAAGUCAAGGUUGCGGAGAACAGAGGGGGCACUUUUUAGCAUUCCCUUUCUAUCCCGCCCCUCUGGUCUCCCAUAAACAGGCAGGGGGUUGGCAGGCUUUGACCUAGGGGACAUUUAAGGAUGGGAGUGGGUGGCUCUAGCACAGACAGAUGGAAAACAGGAUAGCCCACCCAGUCCCUUUGUUUGCUCUCUUGUCUUGGGUGCAUCUGUCCCUCAGGGCACUGCCGAAGGGACCUUGGGUUCAUGUUGGCUCUUGUCUAUAGAACAGCCCUGGGAGCCUUGGCUCAGCUGGGAUCAAAAUGUCAGUCACCCUAGCUGCCACUGUGGAUAUCUGUYAGGGUGCAGCGGGAUCAAGUUGCAGGUGUGGUGGAGAAGGAAAGGUCAGGUCCGUGUCCUGAUGGAUCAGCGAGAGACCACUGUGCGCUGCUGCUGCUGCGUGGCAGUUCCCAGAACCCACACUAGAGGGAGGCACUCGAGCCCCGUUUUCUGCCCCACUUCCUGGCUUUGACUCUUGAGCCUGCUUGGGGAGUAAGUAGUAGGUUGAGAUAGAGGUGUUGCAAGCUAUUUUGCAAAGGCAACAACAACAACAACAACAAAAAAUGAUGAAAACCUCAUCUGGAAAGAAGCUGUAGGGGUUACCUCGCCCAAAUACAAGUCCCAGUGGAAAGAAAAAGGGAUACCUGUUCUUCUCCACCAAGUUCCCGACACCCUCCAUUACCCUUUCAGUCUCUAAGCACUUUGAAUUCAUUUUAUACAUUCAGGUGGUCCAGGUGGGCUCCAACAGGGUUAGGGAAGGGCAUGGGUCUCUGACUCUGCUGUCUUACCCUAAGCCCCACCAGCUGCUUAGGGCCCACCUCCCAGAGGGCCGGGAGAGGUUCUCUCUAGGAAAGUUCUGGUUUAAGUGUCUUUUUUCCCUCCUUGGACCAAUCCGACUCCUUCCUCCACUUCAGUGCCUUGAGUGUCUAGCUUUGGGUGACCGUCCCUGUGUGGGCAGGGAGCGGUACUUGGGAAGCUCCAGACAGGCUGUCAAGGGUUACCGUGUCAGAGGAGAGUGAGGGGAGAGGACCUGGAGGGAAAGGAGGCCUGGAGAUGGCCCUGAGGGGGAGCUCAGCGCUGACCCGGGUGGAGGAGGAGGCAUGGAAGGGCACUGCGGGCAUUCCAAAGCCCAUGCUCUCGUCCCACCCCCACGUGCACCCGCGCCCACGCACAUUCCAUGCCAUCACUUCUCAGCUGCCACCUUCUGACCAAAGAGAACAGGCAUCCCAAAGAGAAUCGGUACCCUUGCCCGGCCUUGUCUGCCCGAGGAGCUGCGUCUGCAGCUUGCCUCCUCCGCCCAUGGCCAGCCCRAUGGGAGGGGGACUCCGGUGCAAUUCCCAGAAUGCUCCUUGCCCUUUCUCGGUGGUCACCAUUCAUUAGUCAUGUUCGCUUUAAUGAGUUACAUGCUCAUCAGCCACGGGCCAUCACCACCCCUUGCAGAUGGCUCCGUGGGGUGACAUUCCUAGACACCCUCUCACAGGUGAAGACUAAGUCAGACCCCGGAAGCCAGCAGCUGCAGUUCCAGCCUGCCCCUGUGUCCUCUGCCACUUGAGCCGGACAGUCCCUGCAGAAUGGGACCUACCUGGGGUAUUUACGGCUUCCUGCUGUAUCCCACCCCUGGAAGCUCAUACGGUCCUACGGAGUCCUCAUGGGAGCACAGAGAGAAGGCUUUAAGAAUGCAGGUUCCUGUGCAGAUAAAUUUGUGCAAAUUUUUCAUAGGCACCAGCAGCUAUGGCUAAUCUAAACAAUUGAAGCCUAAAUAGGGUUACCUUUAAAACAGGAGAAUUCAAGGUAUUCAAUUGUGUUUGGGAAUUGGGCUUUUCGGUUUUAACUGUGGAAACCUGCAUGGUGGACCAAGUGGGAUAGCUUUUCUAGGGAGGAGAAGAUGCCCUUGAUCCCAGAGCUCUGUUAUCUGAAGCUAUAGUCCCCAACAUUGCAUUGCCCCAGGACUUGGCAAUCCUGAUUCCCUUGGACAUUACCAUCCCAGUGGGAAGGGCACGGGGCUAGUGGUCAGGAGAUCCAGGACCCAGUUCCGGUGCUGGGUUCAUUCACAGAGUGGCCUGGCCUAACCUCUGUGUUCAUUGCCUCCAACUUUCUGUCCUGCGAGAUGAGGGGAGAGCGUUACACAAACCUGAAAGGAUUCCGUUUUGGCUUUGUUCACCUGAGGAGGUGCCAUGCAGGGCUGUGCAUCCCUGGCAAGGAGUUGGGAGCAGUCAGCAAUCUGUGAGGGUUGGGGAGCUCAGGGGUUCUCCCCUACUGAAAGAAGCUUUCACCAUGUGCUUCAUUAUCUUGUCAGAAGUGUUGUGAAUUAAUUUCCACCAGAAACCCCUUUAUUACAAGCAGCAACAGCUACCCUAGUUAUCUGUGUUGCUUCCCACUUGAUUCUGACAGGUUUGCAAAGAGAUUCUGUGGCUAGAGAAGGGCAUAGUGGGUUUCCUUUAGUUUGCUCCCAGGUGACAGGCAUCUAUUUCUUGGUGGGGAGUGGUAAUUGGUCCUCGAAACACUCCUAUGGUCCGAAGAAUAACUCCUCCUGCUUACUGAACAAGAUGAAACCUGCAGUCCAGAUGUUUCGAGCUGGGCUGGGAGUGGGUCCAGCUGACCUCUCCAUGAGGGAGCGGGUGGGGGAAAGAGGAGGCAAGUGGUUUUGACAUAAGCUUUGGGUCCCAAAAAGGUUCUUAUUACCUUGGAUGAGCCAUGGUCUCUCUGCUUGUGAAGGGCCCAGCCUGCAUCCUAAAUCCUGGGUCCCUCAAAGUGUAGCCAUCGAGUUUGCAUGAAACAAAACUCAUCGUAGUGAGAAAGGACAGUAGUACCAGGCAUGAGAGCAGUGCUAGGUUCUCAAAUAUCGAGCUUGGAAUGGAAGGUUAGUUUGACCACCCUGUCGGCCAGCGAUACUUAUCCAGCAGUUUCUGCUUUCCUUACGAUUUUGAGGGAGGCUUCYUCUGCCUUUCAGGAUGGAGCACAUGGCAGGGGAGUCUCUUGCCCUCCACUUCUGUGGUGAACCUGCAGACACUGUCAGGAGCAUCACGUCCCGGGCUCCUUAGAGUCAGAUGGCCACAAACACGGUACACCUGGACACACACAGCAAUGUUAGCCCAGUGGGGUGUGUGGAAACCAAGGUUAAGGCCAAGACCCCAACUGGGAGUGAGCUGACUUGGUCACAACCUUACUCUUUGCUGUGUGGGCGGUUUGUCCCGAUGGCUGAACUGCAGGACCUCCCAGAGCCGCCCUGGGCUCGGAAACCCUGGUUCUCUAUCAUUUCAGUUCUGUGUGACCUGAGGCAGGUCACUGCUCUGUGCCUCUGCAGCCCAUUCUGCAUGUCCAGGGAGUCACCGGAGAGAACUAGUCAGGCUCCUGACCCUAGUGAGCCCAGAGAGGGUGUCACGAGGGGACACUGAGGCGCACCGGCAAACCAGCGUCACUACGCAUG